GUCGCGUUUUCAGUGCUCAACUGCUCGAUAGAAACUGAAAAAGUCUUUCAGCUCCCGCUCCACAUUCAGUAGAACAGACUCCCGAAUCCGAAUACGCCAAGUGUUUUAAGCGUGUCAGUGUGUGUUUCAUCUAGUGUAUGUGAGUGUGCGUGUGUGCGAGUGUGCGAGUGUGCGUGUGUGUCUCGUGUGUGACUAAGUUAAUAGUUGGUGCUCAGACAGAGAUAGGAAUAAAAGUACUUAAAUACUUAGAGUUGAUGAGUUCCCAGGUGUAAAUCAUCCCAAAGACCGAGUGUUAAAUUCUCACAUAUAUAUGUGUAUGCAUAAAUACAUAUAUCUUGAGACGGAUCUGAGCACUGCAGGGAGUUGAAGCUGUGCAACAAAGCGUAACGGUAAUUUGUUGUAUUUUUAACUCGCUGCGAUUCGGGUGCAAAAUCUGUAAUUGAAAUUCGUUCAACGGCCAACCAAACCAAAUCCCGACUGUCAUCUAAAAGUCAAAAACAAUAGUACAGAUUUACCAAACAUUAGCGGAAUUUUAAUCAAGCUGCGAAUCCGAAGCCAUCAGAAUGCAGCACGAGCAGGUGAAGCGUGCAGCAGUUGCAACAUUGGUCUAAUUGAGGUCAGGACCAGGACACGGUCAAAUGGCGUCAUUUGUAUGCACAACAGCAAUAUCAACAACAACAACUACAGUAACAACAACUGAGAGAACCACUGUUGAAAGAGCAACCAAUUCAACAAAGGAAAUGCAAAGCAGUGGUUAACAACCAACCAGGCAACCAGAAAAACCUGAAACCAAACCAACGCACAGCGCACAGCAGUUGAAUAAGGCACAAGCACAACAACAGCAAAACAAAGCACAAAUAGAAUAACAAACAGAAAAAGGCCUACAAGAUGAUGAGUGCCGGGGGCACCUACAUAUCGACGGCCAGCGUGGAGGUGCCACAGGCCCUGCAGGAUGGCGAGAAGUUCAUCAAAUGGGACGAUGAUUCCGGCAGCGGGACACCGGUGACAAUGCGUGUGGAUGCAAAAGGAUUCUAUCUCCAUUGGAUCGAUCAAAACAAUGAGCUCGACAUUUUGGAUAUAGCCACAAUACGCGAUGUUCGCACCGGACAAUAUGCUAAGAAGCCAAAGGACGCUAAGCUGCGCCAGAUUGUGACAAUGGGACCGCAGGAUACACUGGAGGAGAAGACCGUCACCAUUUGCUAUGGCUCUGAUUUUGUCAACAUGACAUUUGUCAACUUCUGCUGCACACGACGGGACAUUGCCCAGAUCUGGUCGGAUGGCCUCAUCAAACUGGCCUACAGUCUGUCCCAGCUAAAUGGCUCGGCGAAUAUGUUUCUGUUGAAGGCUCACACAAAACUCUGUCUGCAGGUGGACAAAAGCGGACGCAUACCAGUGAAAAACAUCAUUAAACUUUUUGCACAAAAUAAAGAGGAUCGGAAACGUGUGGAGAAGGCGCUGGACGUGACCGGCUUGCCAUCGGGCAAAGUCGAUAGCAUAUCGGUGUCGAAAUUUCAAUUUGAGGACUUUUACAAUUUGUACAAAUAUCUGACGCAGCGUUCCGAGGUGGAGCGCUUAUUCGAUAGCAUCGUGGGUAACUCGAAGCGCAAGUGCAUGUCCAUAGCGCAGCUGGUGGAAUUUCUGAACAAGACGCAACGCGAUCCGCGUCUUAAUGAGAUACUCUAUCCCUAUGCGAAUCCGGCGCGCGCCAAGGAGCUCAUCCAGCAAUACGAGCCCAACAAAUUCAACGCACAAAAGGGCCAACUCAGUUUGGAUGGCUUUUUAAGGUAUCUCAUGGGCGAUGAUAAUCCAAUAAUGGCGCCCAAUAAGCUUGAUCUCUGCGAUGAUAUGGAUCAUCCGAUGUCGCACUACUUCAUCAACUCAUCGCAUAACACCUACCUAACGGGCCAUCAGAUAACGGGCAAAUCCUCCGUGGAGAUAUACAGGCAAUGCCUGCUCGCUGGCUGCAGAUGCGUCGAACUGGACUUUUGGAAUGGACGCACCGAGGAGCCGGUCAUUGUCCAUGGCUACACAUUUGUGCCCGAAAUCUUUGCCAAGGACGUGCUCGAGGCAAUCGCGGAGUGCGCAUUUAAAACAUCCGAAUACCCUGUGAUAUUGAGUUUCGAGAAUCACUGCAAUCCCCGGCAACAGGCAAAGAUUGCCAACUAUUGCCGCGAAAUCUUUGGCGAUAUGCUGUUGGACAAACCGCUCGAUUCGCAUCCGCUGGAGCCAAAUGCGGACUUGCCGCCACCAUCGAUGCUGCGGCGCAAGAUCAUUAUCAAGAACAAGAAGAAGCAUCAUCAUCAUCAUCACCAUCAUCACAAGAAACCAUCGGCAUUGGGCACACCAGCUGCCGGCAAUAAACUCACAUCGGCAAACUCAGUGGAUGCGGCGGCGAAGGCUGCAGCAGCUGCCAAUGCGCAACAAGUGGCUGCCGCAGCGCAAGACGAAGCAGGAGCUGGGGCGGCAGCAGCAGGACGCACAAUGACAGGCGCCGCAAAUGGUGACAUUGUUAGCGGAGGACAUGCGCCGCCGUUGCAACAAAUACGUCAGAGCUCAAAGGAUAGCACCGGCUCCUCCGACUCGGACAGUUCGAGCGAAGAUGAAUCCCUGCCCAAUACAACACCCAGUCUGCCCAGUGGCAAUGAACCACAACCGGAUAAGGCGCAAAAGGAAACGGAGGCGGGUGCAGAGAUCUCAGCGUUAGUCAACUAUGUGCAACCCAUACACUUUAGCUCCUUUGAGUCAGCGGAGAAGAAGGGCCGCUGCUAUGAGAUGUCCUCGUUCGAUGAGAAGCAGGCGAUGACACUGCUCAAGGAUCGACCGAUUGAGUUCGUCAACUACAACAAGCAUCAGUUGUCGAGAGUUUAUCCGGCUGGCACUCGAUUCGAUAGCUCCAAUUUUAUGCCGCAGGUGUUCUGGAAUGCCGGCUGUCAGCUGGUGGCACUGAACUUUCAGACCCUCGAUCUGGCCAUGCAACUGAAUCUGGGCAUCUUUGAGUACAACGCCCGCUCCGGUUAUUUGUUGAAGCCGGAGUUCAUGCGACGCUCCGAUCGUCGCCUCGAUCCAUUUGCCGAGAGCACCGUGGAUGGCAUUAUUGCCGGCACCGUUUCGAUUACCGUAUUAUCCGGGCAAUUCCUCACCGAUAAGCGCGUGAACACCUUUGUCGAGGUGGACAUGUUUGGCCUGCCGGCGGAUACGGUGCGCAAGAAGUUUCGCACCAAGACUGUGCGUGACAAUGGCAUGAAUCCCGUCUACGACGAGGAGCCGUUCGUCUUCAAGAAGGUGGUGCUGCCGGAGCUGGCGAGCAUGCGGAUCGCUGCUUAUGAGGAGGGUGGCAAGCUGAUCGGGCAUCGGGUGCUGCCCGUGAUUGGUCUCUGUCCCGGCUAUCGUCAUGUGAAUCUCCGCUCCGAGGUGGGUCAGCCGAUUGCGCUCGCCUCGCUCUUCCUGUGCGUCGUCGUCAAGGACUAUGUGCCCGACGAUCUAUCCAAUUUCGCCGAGGCUCUCGCCAAUCCCAUCAAAUACCAGAGCGAGCAGGAGAAGCGCGGAAUGCAGCUGUCGGUGCUGACGGAUGGUACGGAUGCCGUCGCAAAUGCCGAUGACGAUCUGACCAAGUCAUUCGUUUUCGUUAAAGUAGGUCACCAAAAGAAGGAGCUAAUUCCGGUGCCGCAAACCACAUCGCCCAAGCCACGUCCAAGCAUCUCCGUACAGGCCACCAUCAGUGUGGAUCUGCCGUCAGAUCGCACGGACGGACAACGGAACGAUGAUAGCAGCAUUGCCAUUCUACAGCACGAAAGCUCGUUGGAUGCAUCGGGCAGCACAUCGCUCAGACAGGUGGAUACCUCACAGUUCGAUGUGAAUCGCGUGUUCGCCGAGCCGCUGGACAAGAUACUCGAACACAAGUCGGUGCGCGAGAAACGACUAGAGAUGGAAAAGAAACUGGAAUCGUUGCGCAAGAAGCACGACAAGGAGAAGCUCAAGAUCGCUGGCCAGAAGUCGAGUCCCCUCGACGGCGGCAAGAAGCCCAAAUUCACCAUCACCAACAAGCUGGUGAAGCGUCUGAGCAACCGCAGCCUUAAUUGUUUCUCUACGUACAGUGAGCCGGGUGUCGAAGUGCCCGCCUGCCCCAUCGAUCUGGGCGACAGCAGCGAGGAGAGCGCCGGUGCCGCAGAUGAGGCAGCAUCCAGCAGCAUGGAGGGAUCAGUCAGCUCCCGUUUGCGCCACGCCUGCCGGGAGUAUACCACACAGUAUCGGGACCUGCAGGAGAAGUACCAUGAGGCCAUCUACACAGCGGCCGAGAAGGUGCUGAAGAACUCGCAGGCGAGCCAAAUGAAACAGAUGAAGGCUUCGCUGGACAAGGAGGCCGGUGAGGUGAUGCAUCAGUUGCAGGAGGCGCGACGCAAUGAGGUCAAGAAGAUCGCAGCGGUGCACAAGGAUCGCGACGAGCUGGUCAGAAUGAAACGCGAGGUGCGCAGCUCUGUGGUGGAACGUGGCGUCGCGGAACGGACGCGCCUCAAGCAGACCUUCGAAAGCCGCACGAAUGAGCUGCAGAAGCAUCACGAUGCGGUGCGCUUCGAACUCGACUUACAUCGCUCCAGGGCCCGUCAAAUACUCGACAAGGACGCUGAAUCUCGCAGCUGUGUCUCCAACAAUGGCUUCCUGGUGCUCUUCCAUGCACCGCACCAUCACAGCUGUCCCGCAUCCCGACCGCUCUCUGGCAAUAAUCUCUCACUCAAUUUGGAUGGUGGUGCCUGCGGUGGUGCUGUCGGUGGCGGUGCAGGACUUGCCAUCUCGCCAGCCAAGUCGCACAAUAGCAUUACGGCGGAGAUGAAGACGUAAAGGAUAAAAAAUAAAUUAAUAUACAAAACUUGGAGUAGGAUCGGUAAAAAACAGGACGUGUUGUUGUCUUCAGUUUUUCAGUAUUUGCGACAGUUGUGUUAAGGAAACAAGAGCAAAAGAAACGAAAACAAAAACAAAA
Drosophila grimshawi is the source of this 4975-nucleotide messenger RNA. It is a transcript of the gene Plc21C, whose product is annotated as 1-phosphatidylinositol 4,5-bisphosphate phosphodiesterase classes I and II. Gene Ontology annotation, biological process: lipid metabolic process; phosphatidylinositol-mediated signaling. The transcript has 17 exons. The coding region runs from base 889 to 4836 and encodes 1315 amino acids. NCBI's taxonomy places the organism in Eukaryota, Metazoa, Arthropoda, Insecta, Diptera, Drosophilidae. Gene Ontology annotation, molecular function: phosphatidylinositol-4,5-bisphosphate phospholipase C activity; calcium ion binding. The record is from RefSeq and is a predicted model, not a curated record.